AUGCCCCAAAAUUUCACCUUACCGUCAACCUUAAAACCCUACAAUGGAAUAGGAGAUCCGAAUGUCCACGUCACCAAGUUCCAGGCCAUGAUGUUCAUGAAUAAGGAGUCCGACCCGAUCUUAUGCCGCACAUUCCCAACUUUCCUAGAUGGAGCCGCUCUGAUUUGGUUUUCCAACCUCCCUGAAGGCUCCAUUUCUAACUUCGACGAAAUAGCAGACCAGUUCGUCAACCACUUUGCCGCAUCUAAAAUAUACGUCCAUAACUCUGACUACCUAAGCACCAUCAAGCAGGGACCGAACGAAAGCCUAAAAGACUACAUGACCAGGUUUGCCGAAGCAACCAACGAGAUACCUAACCUAAACCCCAAAGUCCACCUCUACGCCUUAAAGAGCGGCCUCCGGCCAGGGAAAUUCCAAGAAUCCAUAGUCAUUUCAAAACCAAAAACCCUGGCCGAGUUCCGCGAAAAAGCAACGACUCAGAUCGAGGUGAAAGAAUUCCGGGCACUACGAAGAGCAGAUAAGCCUAUCCCAACCAGAGACGAGGAAAGGCAAAACAGACAGUCGAACAGCAGAACGGAUCCGAGAACGUUCAGGCUAACACCCAAAUUCGAUAACUAUACCACCUUCAAUGCAAAAAGGGAGGACAUCAUAAAGGACAUAUUGCACUCAAAACUUAUCAAACUCCCAAACAGGGCCGGUACAUAUCAAGACCAGCAUCAUAUGGACAAAUCAAGUAUUGUGCCUUCCACCAGAAGUACGGCCACACCACGGAUGACUGCGUAA
This is a messenger RNA of Arachis ipaensis, 783 nucleotides long. Lineage: Eukaryota; Viridiplantae; Streptophyta; Magnoliopsida; Fabales; Fabaceae. The record is from RefSeq and is a predicted model, not a curated record.